UCUUUUUGACUGCUUGUUUUUCGAUUUGGCAUCGGCGCAGACAUGCAGCUAGCUACAUACAGCGUGUGUUUGUAUCGUGAACACUGAGCUCGUGUGUGGGUCUUGGACGCUGUAAUAUGGAAGAUGAAGAGGUUUGCGAAAGCUGGGAGGAAGCUGCAGACAGCGGGGAAAUUGAGAGAAGACUCGAAGCAAAGUUGAAAAUAAGCCAGAAAACAAAGAAAGCCACCAUCGGUGCAGGUAGCUCCCCUAUACGAACUGCCAUGGUUAUCCAGGAUGAAUCUCAACCUGCAGCCCCCCCACCUCAAAUCCGAAUUCUGAAGCGCCCCUCAAGUAACGGUUCCCUAGGGUCAGCUAGUUCAUCUAACCGCCCCACCCAGCAGCCGAAGUCACUGGCCCAGCGGGAGGCAGAGUAUGCUGAGGCCCGCAGGAGGAUUUUGGGUAGUGCUAGUUCUGAAGAAACACCUCAGGACAAACCCAGCCAAGACAGACCAGUGCGAGUGAGUGCCCAGCCACAGCCAGAACCGGUUCGUCCAAACAAUCACCUGAUCCGCCAACCCACUGGCCCAGAUGGCACCACAGGCUUCCGUCACUGCAGAUAGAGUGCAGAAGGGAGAGGGGGAUCCAUUGUCUCCAUGGGGGCAUGGUGUGCAGGGGAUAAAGGGGGAGGUAGCAUAGUGCAUGAAGAGCAGAGUGGUGGGAUGAAAUUUAAAAAUUUAGAUUAUGACAAACAGAAUAUAUUGGCCCACAGAAUGAGAUGAAGUAUCCCUCCCACCCCUUUCUGCUGACUGUUGGCACGCUCAUUGCCUUUCACCCUCUGCCCUGUCUCCAGCCUGCGCAGAGGGUUGCAGGGAGAUGGCAGAGAGGAGCUGAGUGUCAAGUCAGAUCUCCUCUCUGUCCCACACUGUGACAAGGGCAUUCCCUCAGGAUUCCACACACUGUGAUAUCUCCCAUGAUGCACCCUGAGCUGCCCCAUGCCCCUCUCCACUGUCCCUCUCCUGCUAAGGACCGCGGUGCUCCUAGGUCCCGGGCAAACCUGCCCUCCAGGGAAAUGACAGACUGGUUCUGUGGGACUUAAAGGUGGCCAGGGGGAAGUGAAGAAGGAACCUUGCUCCGGAUGUGAGUGUAGGGCCAUGGAUAGAGCAGGGGAGUGACAAGGUGCCACUUCGUGUUAGCAUGUUCAAGCAAUAAUUCCGAAAUCAACAUGUAAGCCCCGUCUUCUAUAGUUAGACUGCCCAUCUGCCUGUGCUGUAUCUGUUAAUAUUUGUCUGUUUUGUUUUAAGUUAUUUCAACAACAAAAACAUUUUACUGUAAUUAUUAUUUUUUUUUAAACAUCUGGGCAGUAACUGAAUGGUGAAUUUGGGAAGGUUGUUAGCUUAAUGGUGUCUUCUGUUUUUGCAUCUUUUUUUUUGUUGUCUGUUUUCAAAGUGGGAAUGAUAUAGAAGGGGGGAAAAAUGACAGAAUGUUAGUGAAGCUGAAUGUUUUAUAGCAUCUUACACAGGUAGUCAUUGAAAGUAGUAGCCAUUCGUGAAAUGAUACUGUAAGUAUAUGUUGAGAAAAUAGUUUAUGGAUGGCCAAAAAGUAAUCCUGUAAAAAUGUCCACACUGCGUGGCCUUGUUGCUUCAUUUGCGAAGAGAGGGGCCACAGAUGACAAGGAGCAUUUUUUAAUUUUUUUAAUUUUACCUUUAUUUAACUAGGCAAGUCAGUUAAGAACAAAUUCUUAUUUUCAAUGGCGGCCUAGGAGCAGUGUGUUAACUGCCUUGUUCAGGGGCAGAACGACAGAUUUGUACCUUGUCAGCUCGGGGAUUCGAACUUGCAACCUUUCGGUUACUAGUCCAACGCUCUAACCACUAGGCUAGCAUGAAGAAGGCCAUCUUUUUCUUUUGAUUCAGGGUUGUUUGAAGAGGAAGCCAUUGGCUGGAGGAGUGUUUUAAGCAGCACCUCUGUUCUGUCCUGUCUUUCAUUCUGUCUCUCUCCAGGGUUGCCUUACUUGGAGAGAGGAGCACCUGUUCUUGUACGGUAAAGACAUGCUGGAUCAAAGAGAAUGACAGAAUAACAAACUGAGUUAGAUGGAGAUUGACAUAAAGUUUAAAUGUUUGCUUGGUUAGAAGGCAAUGUUAUUGUUAAAGAGUGCCAAAGUUGAAAGGAAGCCCUUUUUUCCCCAGCAGAGGAACAUGUCAUAGCUCUGUCUAUCCAAUCUAUCUAGUUUUGUUAAUGAAAUGACAAGAAACUACAUCUUGGCUGUUUUAAACCAUACUAAAUGUGUUGACUCAAACGCCUUAAAUUAUAUUUGGUUUCAUAUUGGACCCCACAGUUACUGAGGCACCUCAGGUUAAUGCUCUUGGAUGCUGAGAUUUUUUUUUUUUUUUUAAUAUUCCUGUAAUCCCCCUUUCUCUAAUUUCUGUUAAUUGGCCCGCCUUAGAACCUCAGGAAAGGUGGUUUUGUUGGCCCCUCAGGCAGGUUUUAAUGCUGGAGUGGCCAAGCAAAGUCUUUGGUCUGCUCAAAUGUAAUCCCAGUGGUGCAGUGACUGGCUGGAAUUGUUGCACAUCCUAAUAUGUAAAGAAAAUCACACACAGUAACCUUAUUUGGGUGUGAUUCGGUUCUUAUUUGGACUAUACCUAGAGUAUGUUACGUCUGGGCCAUUGAAGAGUACUCAUAACCUCAUCCUUUAUCCUUUCUAGGGAUCACUGAGCAGAGAGGGCUGGACAGGUGAAAGCAAUACGGUGGAUAAACCCAGGUGGAUUGUAGAAACCCCUGGGUGCGGUUUCCACACCUGUCUAGUCUACAUGGAUCAGAGAUCAUCUUGGGGAAGGGAGGGAGGAGGAGACUAGAGUCUAACCCUGGAUUAUAAUGAUCCUCCUGAACAGGGUUAGGCUCAAUUCAGUUUAAUUCAGGAAGCGAAUUGAAAUGUAAUGCUUGAAUAGAAAAUAGUUUUUUUAUUUCUGAGGAUUUAUUCAGUUUGUGAAGUGAAUUUGAAUUCAAAACCGAAUUGACCCCCAACGAUGCGCUUGAUGAGCCUGCGCAAUUCCAGUAACUCAGCCAUCGGAUAUGGGGCGACAAUGAAGAGAUGACGCUCUACUCUUUAUGUCAUGCGAACACAACAAACAAAGCAGCCUGUAACGAUUUUUUUAAAUUCCCUUUAAUAAAAUAAUAUUGAAAAGUAAAGUUAAACGCAAUUGCAAAUAUUUUUGUUUGGUGUAGAGUUUUAUUUUUCUAUUUUGUGAAAUGGGAUAUGUGCAUUAGUCAAAUAUGAGUGGUUUUACAGAUACCAAGCAUAGCUGAAACCAUAACCUUAAAUGGCCCUCAAUGACUACAGGAAGAAUUUCAAAUACAUUAAUAUGACAGAAUUCUUUGAGCAAUCAUGUGAAUAUGACAUUCUGCACAACCAACAUAAAUUGCAUUUCAGAAAUGCUUAAUGCGACCAUUGUCAAUUUUGGUCAAUGCCCAAUGAGCUCUUCGUGUGCUUUUGAAGUUAUACCUAACGUACAAUUAUUUAAAUUUUUUUACUUUCAAUUAGGCUAAUGCUUGAAAUUAUUAUUCUAACCUAAACAAUAGCAGUAAGAACUCCAUAAAUGACUAACUUUCUCUCAUAGAUUUUAUUGAGCUGUUGUAUUUAAAAUUAGUUUGGUGGCAGACAUUUCAGAUUUUCCCUUGAUGUUGUGGAGAUAUUUAAUAGUCUGUCCUGUUAAAAACAAAAAAAAUCUAUGUCUUAAACCCCGCAGUAAGCACCAUUGACAUGCAUCUUGUGUUCUUACUAACCUGAUCUAGAAAUGUGUCAAGUGUCGUCCUAAUGUAUAUCUCCUUGGAACUGUCAUAUCAUUGAACACUUGUGUCCUUUGUUUGUCUAGCCCAACACACUACAACAGUGGUAUUCAAACUUUUUCGGGGACCCCAUUUUUUUCACAGAUUUUUCUCAUGACCCCACACCAAAUCAAAUGGCACAAUGUUAAAAUCAGUACAUUUCUAUUUUUAAAUCAACAAAUAGCUUUCAAGUCAUACCAUUUUCAAAAUAAAAAUAAACCAAAAAAUACAUCAACUUGAAAGUGUUUUUCAAUUAUCUUUCUUAAAACCGUUUGUAUAUUGUCCAAUACAAGGAUCUGUACUCUUAUUAAUACAUUUUACGACCCAACUAGGGGUCACGACCGGGACUUUGGAUACCACUGCUCUACAAUAUGUGUCCAGGAUGUGUUCUGUCUAUUUUGUAUGAAUAAACUGCAGUAAUUAGAGAACAUAUUCUAAAAGCCAUUGGCCUGUUUAGACAUGGACAAGUGUUACUUUUUUGCCAAAAUAAAAAUAUUUGAGAUGUAAAUGUCAAUAACAUUUAAGUUAUAGGUCAUAUCCAUUUGUGUGCUAUGGGCAGAAAGGUUAGCAUUUUACUAUGGAAAAAUGUCCUACAAGUGAGCGCAAUGGGGUAAAGUACUUAUGUAAAAAUACUUUAAAGUACAACUUAAGUAGUUUUUUGGGGUAUCUGUACUUUACUAUUUAUAUUUUUGAUAACUUUUACUCCACUACAUUUCUUAAGAAAAUAAUGUAUUUUUUACUCCGUACAUUUUCCCUGACACUCAAAAGUACAUGUUACAUUUUGAAAGUGUCCAAUUCACACCCUUAUCAAGAGAACAUCCCUAGUCAUCCCUACUGCCUCUGAUCUGGCGGACUCACUAAUCUCAAAUGCUUAGUUUGUGAAUGAUUAUUGAGUGUGCCCUUGGCUAUCCAUAAAUAAAAAGAAGAAAAUCGU
This is a messenger RNA of Salmo salar (Atlantic salmon), 4732 nucleotides long. Its product is annotated as SUZ RNA-binding domain-containing. NCBI's taxonomy places the organism in Eukaryota, Metazoa, Chordata, Actinopteri, Salmoniformes, Salmonidae. The record is from RefSeq and is a predicted model, not a curated record.